Messenger RNA from Hippopotamus amphibius kiboko, 1144 nucleotides. RefSeq names its product sodium/potassium transporting ATPase interacting 1 (gene NKAIN1). The record is from RefSeq and is a predicted model, not a curated record. Gene Ontology annotation, biological process: regulation of sodium ion transport. The transcript has 7 exons. Bases 381 to 1004 code for a protein of 207 amino acids. Lineage: Eukaryota; Metazoa; Chordata; Mammalia; Artiodactyla; Hippopotamidae.
GAAGCCGCGGCCGCCGAGCGCCCGGGCGGCUGCCCCAGCUGGGCAGUGCUGCUCUGCGCCGCGCCGCGCCCGGUGCCUGCGCUCCCUGCUCCGCGCUCCCCGCCAGCCGCCCCGGGGCGGGAGGCGCGCCCCGCGGCCGGCGGGCCAGACAAAGGAGGCGCGGCGGAGCCGGCGCGCGGGCGGACGGACCAUGGACUCCGAGCGCGAGCGGCCGGCCCCAGCCCUCAGGACCCGGCGCUCCCGAGCCCGGCCCUAGACGCUCGGCCCCGCCGCCGGGGGCGCCCAGCCGGGAGGACGCGGAGCCCGCGCGGCGCGGAGGAGGCGGCGGCCGCCGAGUUCCAGGGGCGCGGCGGCGGACGGCGCGCGCGGCCCCCGGAGCCAUGGGCAAGUGCAGCGGGCGCUGCACGCUGGUCGCCUUCUGCUGCCUGCAGCUGGUGGCUGCGCUGGAGCGGCAGAUCUUUGACUUCCUGGGCUACCAGUGGGCUCCGAUCCUAGCCAACUUCCUGCACAUCAUGGCAGUUAUCCUGGGCAUCUUUGGCACUGUGCAGUACCGCUCCCGGUACCUCAUUCUGUAUGCAGCCUGGCUGGUACUCUGGGUUGGCUGGAAUGCGUUUAUCAUCUGCUUCUAUUUGGAGGUUGGACAGCUGUCCCAGGACCGGGACUUCAUCAUGACCUUCAACACAUCCCUGCACCGCUCCUGGUGGAUGGAGAAUGGGCCAGGCUGCCUGGUGACACCUGUCCUGAACUCCCGCCUGGCCCUGGAGGACCACCAUGUCAUCUCGGUCACCGGCUGCCUGCUUGACUAUCCCUACAUUGAAGCCCUCAGCAGUGCCCUGCAGAUCUUCCUGGCUCUGUUUGGCUUCGUGUUCGCCUGCUACGUGAGCAAAGUAUUCCUGGAGGAAGAGGACAGCUUUGAUUUCAUCGGCGGUUUUGACUCCUACGGAUAUCAGGCGCCCCAGAAGACGUCGCAUUUACAACUGCAGCCUCUGUACACGUCGGGGUAGCUUCUGCCCACGCCCACCCCUGCGGCUACACUGACCGCGCUGCAGCGAGCAACGGCCAAGAUGGCAGGCGCGCCCCCUGGCGGCUCGCUGGCUGGACUGCAGGCUGGGUCGGCUUGAUCUGGGUCUCAAGCGGACUUGGA